Molecule: messenger RNA, 630 nt
Organism: Striga hermonthica
Lineage: Eukaryota; Viridiplantae; Streptophyta; Magnoliopsida; Lamiales; Orobanchaceae
Source: the annotation of a GenBank genome assembly
UAUAUUUGUUAUAUUUGUUAUAUUGUAGCGUGAGAAGUCGGCUACCAAAGAACAACACUUACGAAAAAUAUUUUCAAAGAAGAAAGGUGGGGACCCAGCCUGGGUAUUACAUUGAGUAUAAUAGCUAUUAUCAUGUCCGAGGUAUGUAUAUAAUUUAUAAAUUACUGGUGGAGGCCCCAAGUUGCCUUAGUAAAUAUCCAUCAGAAUUAAGCUUGUCCAGUCAAGACUGGGUUCUGUGGGAGGCGACCCCCAGAAUGUGUUCACUAGAGAACCGGCCAGUUACCGGUAAUUGGCCCGAUGAUGCAUUGGUGGGAGCAUUUAUAGGCGGGCUGAAGUUUGAUCGAGCCACAGAAGUACGAUUGGAGCGGCCAGACACUAUGCACAUGGCCAUGGAGGUAGCCCGACGCCGCGAAGAUCAUCUGGCAGUCACGCGGAGGGGACGGGCAGAUGUCCGAUUCACUGACACGCGACGCGCAGGCCCGAGCCAAUCAACUGCAGGCGCACGACCAACCAUCAUCGCUCGGUCGGCAGGGCCAGUAGUCAAGCGACUCUCCGCCGAGGAGUUCAAACGCCGGCGUGAGAAAGGCAUUUGUUUUAAAUGCGAAGAAAAGUUUACACCAGGCCAUCAAU